This is a messenger RNA of Equus quagga, 4743 nucleotides long. It is a transcript of the gene SPRY4, whose product is annotated as sprouty RTK signaling antagonist 4. Gene Ontology annotation, biological process: animal organ development; negative regulation of MAP kinase activity; negative regulation of Ras protein signal transduction. The record is from RefSeq and is a predicted model, not a curated record. Gene Ontology annotation, cellular component: cytosol; membrane. Bases 211 to 1110 code for a protein of 299 amino acids. Lineage: Eukaryota; Metazoa; Chordata; Mammalia; Perissodactyla; Equidae. The transcript has 2 exons.
GGAGGCAGCGAGAGGAGCUGACAGCGCGGAGUUGGCGCUGCGGAGCGCAGGCAGCCGUGCCGGUUCCUCCGGCCGGCGUCUGCGAGGACAGCGGCGUCUGACCCGCUCGGGUUCAGGGAUUUGCAGACGUGGAGCAAUGCUUGUGACUCUGCGGCUCCUCAAAGGCCCCUAGAAGCCUGUUUCUUGGUGCAGUCCAGGAUCUCCAGCCCCAUGGAGCCCCCGAUCCCACAGAGCGUCCCCUUGACUCCCAGCUCAGUCAUGGUCCAGCCUCUUCUUGACAGCCGUAUGCCCCACAGUCGGCUCCAGCAGCCACUCACUAUCCUCCCCAUCGACCAGAUGAAGACCAGCCACGUGGAGAACGACUACAUAGACAACCCUGGCCUGGCGCCCCCCACUGGCCCUAAGCGGACCCGGGGAGGGGCCCCGGAGCUGGCCCCGACGCCUGCCCGCUGUGACCAGGACGUCACCCACCACUGGAUCUCCUUCAGCGGGCGGCCCAGCUCCGUGAGCAGCAGCAGCAGCACGUCCUCCGACCAGCGGCUCUUGGACCACAUGGCACCACCGCCCAUGGCUGAACAGGCCUCCCCGAGGGCUGUGCGCAUCCAGCCCAAGGCAGUCCACUGCAAGCCGCUGGACCUCAAGGGCCCAGCAGUCCCACCAGAGCUGGACAAGCACUUCUUGCUGUGCGAGGCCUGCGGGAAGUGCAAGUGCAAGGAGUGCGCGUCCCCCCGGACGUUGCCCUCUUGCUGGGUCUGCAAUCAGGAGUGCCUGUGCUCAGCCCAGACCCUGGUCAACUACGGCACCUGCAUGUGCCUGGUGCAGGGCAUCUUCUACCACUGCACCAACGAGGACGAUGAGGGCUCCUGCGCCGACCACCCCUGCUCCUGCUCCCGCUCAAACUGCUGCGCCCGCUGGUCCUUCAUGGGCGCUCUCUCCGUGGUGCUGCCCUGUCUGCUCUGCUACCUGCCUGCCACCGGCUGCGUGAAGCUGGCCCAGCGCGGCUACGACCGCCUGCGCCGCCCCGGUUGCCGCUGCAAGCAUACGAACAGCGUCAUCUGCAAGGCAGCCGCCGGGGACGCCAAGGCCAGCAGACCGGACAAGCCUUUCUGACACUUUGGGUUGAAGUCCCCUGGAAACUUGGUUCCCUUCUGACACCUGAGAAGACCACGGCGAGGCCAGCAGUUUCAGCAUCCUGAGGCUGACCUUGCUAGUCUGUCUGUUCCCCACCCCCAGCUUCUGAAGAAACAGAGACCACCAUCGCCCACCCUCUCUUCCCCAAAAGGAUGAAGAAGCACUUUGGGUUUUUUCCAGGGUCCUGGAACUUUGUGUCAGACAGUGGCAGGGGCGUGGUAUGGUUUGGGGGGAUUUUUCUUUUCCAGAAGACGGAACACAGAUGUGGACACAUAUCCGGAAGUUGCAGCUGCUUGAAUGCCUUCCCAGUCCUUCCUCCUCCCUCCCUUUCUCCCCACCUCUUUUUCAUUCUCUGGCUGCCUGGAAGGAAUCAUUAACUGAGUGGCCAGGGGACUUUUGAAGAAGACCCUUGGAGUUUGACGUCAAUACCUUCUUCUCCUCUCCCCUCCCCCCAGUUUGCUGCGACAUCUUGGGGACGGUGUAGACCCUAGCAAUCUCUGUUGUAUAUACUUGGGAACCCCCUGAGAAAAGAGGACGGCCAGUGAGUCCAGGCCUCGUUCCUCAAUCUGCCUCCCCGGAGCCACGGACACACUUAGGAGCCACUGCACAGUGCAUUUCUGCCUUCCAGCUUCAUCACUAACUCUUGGGGGUGUUCCACUCAUAGCACCGUCCCUCGGUUCUUACCGAGUCACAGGCUCACCUGCCCGCUACGCGUCCCAGGGUCUCUCUACCCAGAUCCAAAAACUUUAUGGGUAGAGAAGGCCGGGGCAGCAAACGCGAGACCAAAUAGCAUUUUGCCAAUGAGUCUGAGGCUGUGGUCUCUGGAUCCAGUCAUCAUGUUUUUAUAGAAUAAUUAAACUAGAUGCUAACGGUGUUUUAAAAAUUAAUAAUAAAACACUUGCUUCCUUUUGGGCCACCCCCAGGAAGGGCUGAUUUCAAAAUCUGGGGGGCGAGCAACCUCAAGGAGCACAAUCCCCCUCCUCACCAAGAAGAGGAUUUAACAGCAAAGAAGAGAGGUAUCACCUCCCGUUGGCAGAGUGACAGUUGAGCCGAGCUGGGUGUGGGUUUCCUCUCUUCUGAUUCUGCUGCUUUCUGUCAUAGCCUUUUGUGUACAGUGAUGUGUCUGUAUCUUUAAUGUAAAUAGACAGAUGAUGAAAAAAGAGUCUAUUUUAGUGUUAGGAAGCCCUGGCGGGGGAGUCAGAAGAGCGUGGGUGGGGGAAAAGAUUCUCCAGGGGCUUCUUAGGAUUGAGCCCUGCUUCUGUGCGUGGCCACACCACCCCCUCCCGACAGCCCCCAAAGACGUAGCAACUCUUUCUCUCAAGGUGCUAAAGGACUCAGAAAGUGCAGCACGUCCAGUGGGUAGGUACUUGUUGCAUGCAAAAGCUGUAGUGUGUCUGGUCCUCCCCAGCUGUUGUUCGGGGUUUUUGCUUCGUGUGGUAUUUUGUGUUCCUCCCCUAAUGAGAGGAAGUGGCCUGGGUCAGAAAAGCUACCCCAGGUGAAACUGGAAGGCAUUCAUUAGGCGGCAUUUCCAGUUUGUUCUGUAGGGACAGAACUGCCUCCAGAAAAGGGCGCAAAGAGGCAGGUAGCUGUGACUGGCAUGCACCCAAUGCUUCUCAAGGACUUUUUUUUCCCUUCUUGAAGACUAGUAGUAACAUCUUAUGAUUUAGAAUAAGUUAAUUGUAACCAUAGGUAUUUAUUGAUUGGAGGAAAGGAGGGGAGGGUCUUGUUACUUUAUGCUUUAUUUAUAUAACAUUUGCUAGCUUGUAAAAGGCGAAUAUGAAAUACUGCAUCUGCGUUCUCUAAGGCUGAUUCAUGUGGCUACCCUUGCCACAGUCGUGACGGAUGUGUGGAUGUUCUUGCACAAAUCGGAGGGAAUGGUAGAAAAAACACAUUCAGCCAACCACUUAUGCUAAUUGAAUGUAUCAGAUGUGUACUGAAGGGACUGGAGAUGUCUUCCUCAGAAUAGGUGUGCAGAGGUUACGCCAAAAAGAGAGGGCACACGUCCACUCUUGGCGAGGCCUCAGAACUUUUCCCAGAGCCCCUCCCUCAAAUGUCUCCAUGGGAAACUUGACCCAGGGGCGAGAUGCACUUUGGUGAUCUUGGUGUUCUACGUGCCCAUUCUCUGGAGACUUGAUUUACAUAAGCUGUGUCUACACACACGCACACGCACACACAACCCCCUAUCCCACCAACCCUCUAUCUACAUAGACCCUGUUUCCUGGCAAACAGCUUCCUGAACCCUGACUUUUUGUGUACAUAGUUGUAAACACGGAUUUUUCUGGGUUUUGGUUUUCUUUUUUUUCUCCCUGUUUUGGCUUGUUCUUUCUGGUUGGCAUUUAACCUGCUAGAAUGGAUUCCGCAGAACUCUCGUGCCCCGUGUGCUCGGGGCUCAAGGGAAGGACUGAAGCAGCUUUGGUUCUCCCAGCUCUAUUGCACAGCAGUCCUUCAGCAUGUUUUUCUCGGCUUCUUGGCAAAAAAUAAAACAAAAUUGGCUUGCCCGUGGACCCUGAGGGCCACUGGGGGACCAAAGCUCUCGGAAACGUGACACAUUUCUGUGGCUGCUUCUGGCUGAUUGUGUUUCCUGUCACCAACAGCUUGCUUGGCUGGAUUAUGCCUCGUCUUGACCUUUUUUGAAAAGUGCCACCUGGUUCCCACUUCUGUUCAACCUGGGGUGGGAGAUGGGGUCCACAAGCCUGGGUCCAGGACACUUGUCCUAGGCAACCUUGACUGCUCCCCACGGAGGGUGGGUGUGUGAAGGGCCAACACUCCACAAGCACCCUGGGGACUGGGUCUAGGACAGCCAAGCCCUCCCAGAUAGAUGAGGGGGUGCAACCAAGGCUCCUCAUGGUCCCUGGCCAGAAGGAGGUGAAGACCAAUCCCUGCUGUGGAUUUGGCCCCUUCACAGCUUACGGAGACAGAAGACCUGCAUGUGAUGCAUCUGGCUUCUUUCAGCAUUCUGGAGUCUGUGCCGGUCCCCGUUGUACAUUGAGAGAAGCCCAGUUAGAUAAUAACGUGUCCAAGGUUUCACAACGUGGCAAGUGUUGGUUGGGACCAGCACCCAGAUUCCAUCACCUCAAAACUUCAUGUUUUCCUCCCAUGCUGCCCCAGGAGAUGUCCCAUUGGGUGUGGGCAGCACAACUUUGCACUGUACAACCCACUAGGGCAUCCCACAAGCUUCACCGGCUUUCUGGUUCAUGCCUUCCGUAAGCAUUUUCAUGCCCUCUGCUUACUGUGACAGUUGAAGACAAAUGUCGUGCUGCCAUUUUUGCCGUGGGUAACCCUGUGUGGUAUUUUGCUUUCUCUUCUCACUGCCCCACGGUUUGGUUUUGUGUUACGAACAGAAAAGCUGUCAAGGUUCCCACUGCACCACAUUCCUACUUCAUUCCCCUUCACUGUGGCCCCUUCUCACCCCACAACAAAGUUACCACAGAAGGUUUCCUUUGUAUAGAAUAUUUAUUUUGAAGCUCUAUUUUAAUAGUAUUUAUUUUAGAAAGUCUACUAUUGUAAGAGUUCUUCUGUUUGUGAAGAAAAAAACAAGUUAAAAACUGAAUGUACUGAUCUAGAAAAUAUAUAUAAAUAUAUAUUGUUAAAUAUACACAGGACUGCCGUUUC